Messenger RNA from Miscanthus lutarioriparius, 1860 nucleotides. The record is from the annotation of a GenBank genome assembly. Lineage: Eukaryota; Viridiplantae; Streptophyta; Magnoliopsida; Poales; Poaceae.
AUGAGCGUUGUUGCUGAGGUCGAGGUACGCCAGCGCCGGCAGGUCCCCGAGCCGUGGCGGGAUGGGGCCCGUGAGGUUGGUGCCCGUGAGCAUGAGGCGCGUCAGCAUGGCGCCCACGACGGAGGCGGACAGGUCGGCCGGGACGCCGCCGUGCAGGUCGAUGAACUGCAGGCUGAGCUCCGUGACCCGACCCGCAGCGUUGCAGGACACGCCCGUCCACCGGCACGGCGACGCGUCGGUGUCCCUCCAGUUCCCCAGCGUCUCCGCGCCGCCCCGCAGCGUGCGCUUCCACGCCAGCAACGCCGCGCCCUGCGUGUCCGCGGCCAGCACGCCGCCCACGCACGCCAUGACGAGCUCGCAUCGCAGCAGCAGCAGACCACCUGCCAAGUCGCCAGACAGCAAGCACUACACUUGACACUUGCCAAGGCCCGGUUCCUGUUCGGCAAAAUGCCUCAAGGGAAAACGGCCAAGGGAGCGGUGCUGCAGCCCGCUGGUGGUAGCAGGGGCAUUGAAUCCCUGCCUGAUGGAGUCCUUGAACACAUCCUUAGCUUCUUGCCAUCUGAGGAGGCCGUCCGCACUAGUGUCCUUGCCCGUAGAUGGCGCCACCUCAGGAAAUCCGCCACGGGCCUGUGGGUGGGGUCCGUCGACCCAGAUCAACCGGAGUCUGUGGAGGCUCUCCGGAGCUUGGUGAACCAUCUGCUGCUCCUCUGCAGAGACUCACCCCUCGAGAAAUGCUAUUUCGCGUUCAAUGCUCAGCUCAGCAGCCAUGAUGAUGUGUCCCACGUAAACCUCUGGUUCCAGCAUGUUGUGAUGUGCAAAGUUCAUGUUCUCAGCCUCUCUAUGUUUGUACGCAGUCAGGAUGAGCCCUUUCUUCCACUAGACAACCUGCCUCUCAUCUCCCAGCACCUGAGGAGGCUGGAGCUCGCUGGUGUACAGCUCAUGGACUGUGAGUUGUCAUCGGUCAACAAGAUUGUGUACGAGUCCCUGAAACAUCUUAUCAUCAUUUUUUCCAUAGGCAGCUCUGAUUCUCGCAUCAACAUUUACACCCCAAAUGUUGCCUCACUGCGCCUUGAGCAUUUUGGAGGGAGGACUCCCAUUGUUGAGGGGAUGCCCUCAUUACUUGAGGCAUCUGUCAAAAUAACAGGGGCGUGUAGGGACCGCUGCACUAAUGCAAAUUACUUUUGGACUUGUGAUUGUGAAUCUUGUGAUAGUUCUGAUAGCACAGCUAAUGGCAGUAUCAACUGUGUGCUUCUAAGAGGCUUAUCGGAGGCUAAGAGCUUGGUGUUGAAAUCUGCAUCUGACGUGUUUAUUUUUAAAAGAGAUUUGAGAUGGUGCCCUGUGUUUACAAAUCUAAAGACCUUGUUGCUGAAUGGCUACUGGUAUGUGCCUGAUGAUUUCCAUGCACUAGCGUGCAUUUUUGAACACUCACCUGUUCUAGAGAAGCUUACUUUUGAACUCCACAACAUGUGGUUUAAACAUAAAGUGGAAAUCAAACUACGCGUCAGUUCGAUGAAGAGAUCAACUGCAAUUUCAGAACACCUUAAGAUAGUCAAGAUCAAGUGUGAAGUGGUUGACCAUAGAGUUCUCAAGAUUAUGAAGUCCUCUUUUAUAACCCCAAACCCUAAUGUUGUUGAGUUGAUCGUCUCCGAUGUUAGCGGCAGUGGAGGGCAUGAGGGCCUUGGGCUCAUGGGUAGCAGUGUCGCACCAUCUACUCUCCAGGCGACUGGUGGCAUAGUAGAUUUUGCACUAAUAAAUCAGAAACGAAUGGGAAGAAGCAUUGCCUUGAUUGUGCCCAAUAGAAAGGCUUGUUCUAGUGUUCUAAGUCAGUCGGCGCAAGUCAAUCCCCGUCUUCAGCUAUGA